This is a messenger RNA of Astyanax mexicanus (Mexican tetra), 1537 nucleotides long. RefSeq names its product methyltransferase 4, N6-adenosine (gene mettl4). Bases 136 to 1437 code for a protein of 433 amino acids. Gene Ontology annotation, cellular component: RNA N6-methyladenosine methyltransferase complex; cytosol; nucleus. Gene Ontology annotation, molecular function: RNA methyltransferase activity; nucleic acid binding; site-specific DNA-methyltransferase (adenine-specific) activity. The transcript has 8 exons. The record is from RefSeq and is a predicted model, not a curated record. NCBI's taxonomy places the organism in Eukaryota, Metazoa, Chordata, Actinopteri, Characiformes, Acestrorhamphidae.
CGCUGUAAAGCUGAGCAGCGGUGUUGUGUCAUGGCGCUGCGCAGAGUCGAGCCGCAGCAGAGCGGUGUAGUUUAAUUCACAGCUGUUUUACUGUUUAUCUAAUUAAACUCCACAUUUCACUCCAGCGCGGCUCAGAUGUCUGUCCUGUUCGCUAAUGAUCAGGGGUGGCUCCUGGAUCCCUGCUCUCUUAUAAAUGCGGGUUUUGAGCGCUGUUUCAGUGGAAACACGGGUCUCUUCUUCAGGAGCCGCUUUAACAAGCAGUACUUUAAUCUACUGAAGCCUCAUAUAGUGGAUAAGGAGCAGACCACCAACAGCCCGUCAAUAAAUACCCCCACACUUCCCGCCACGAUAGACCUAAAAACACGAAAGAAAAGGAAGAGAAAACGGAGUGAUCUUAAUCAGGGGGAGGUAGAUGCUGAAGUGUUCCAUGGAAAGGUCAGGCUGUUGGUUCUGGAGGGCAGUAAGUCUUUGGUGGAAGCUGGACACCACUGCGGUUACCUGAUCAAAGAUUUACCUGCAGAACAGAGUGAACAAACUCCAGUUCCUGAGUGCCAACUGGCUGCUCUGUGUGACAUGGCCAAGCAGCUGCUUGCAGUGGAGAACUCUGCACCACGGAUACAGGCUGUUCAGGGACAUGCAGAUGUGGAUUCACACCUCAAUCUGUUUUCAUGCCUCACGGAAAACCCCAACGACUUUGCUCGGGAGGUCACACUAAUGGGGCAGAAGUAUUUUUUGCCUCCCCGAAGUCGCUUCCUGUUGUCUGAUUUCACACGCAUACAGCCGCUGGUCCACAGUGGGAAGAAAUUUGACUUAAUAGUCCUUGAUCCACCAUGGGAAAAUAAGUCUGUGAAAAGGAGCAGUAGGUACAGUUUCCUGCCAUCAUCUCAGCUCAAACAACUUCCUGUCCCUGCGGUGAGCGCUGCAGGGUGUGUGGUGGUUACUUGGGUAACCAACCGUCCUCGGCACAUUCGGUUUGUCAGAGAGGAGCUUUACCCCCACUGGGGAGUGAAGCUGCUGGCGGAGUGGCUGUGGGUUAAGGUAACCCAGACAGGAGAGUUUGUUUUUCCUCUUGACUCGCCACACAAAAAGCCUUAUGAGGUGCUGCUACUUGGCAGAAUCUGCACUGACAGCACCAGCACAACUAGGCCGGAGGAGUGCGAGAUCCCAGAUCAGCGGCUCAUAAUUAGCAUUCCCUCAGCGCUGCACUCUCAUAAGCCUUCACUGUCAGCUGUGCUGAGGCCCUACAUUAGCCCUAAUGCCAGGUGUCUAGAGAUGUUCGCUCGAAGUCUACAGCCUGAUUGGACGAGCUGGGGGAACGAAGUCCUAAAGUUUCAGCACCACAGCUACUUCACUACAGAAAGCUUAGACAGUACAUGUAACAAUGCUACAGAUCUGCAGGUGGCUGCUGGGGUUACAGACACUUCUGCCCAACAUUAAACUGACUUUCAGUUGUUUUUAAUAACAAAAUACAAUUUUUAUUUUUGCUUAUUGCACAAAUUCAUCUUUUGUAAUAAACAGUUUUAAUUUCUUCUUUUAA